AUGUAUGAGGGACUCGGAGCAGAGUCGUCCUCGGCGCGGAUGAGCCAACGGCGGCGGUUACCCAAAAGCGCUUUCUCCGCCCACCGCCGGACAGAGUCCUCCGCUAUGCACCAUGAACCACCCGUGAAGGACUUGCAAUGGAUCGAUUUCUUCUUCAAACUCGGACAACCGACCCGGAUGAAGCCCGAUGCAACGCCUCCGCAACUGUGA
This is a messenger RNA of Penicillium cataractarum, 210 nucleotides long. RefSeq lists its product as uncharacterized. NCBI's taxonomy places the organism in Eukaryota, Fungi, Ascomycota, Eurotiomycetes, Eurotiales, Aspergillaceae. The record is from RefSeq and is a predicted model, not a curated record. Bases 1 to 210 code for a protein of 69 amino acids. The transcript has a single exon.